Molecule: messenger RNA, 666 nt
Organism: Strongyloides ratti
Lineage: Eukaryota; Metazoa; Nematoda; Chromadorea; Rhabditida; Strongyloididae
Product: Elongation of very long chain fatty acids protein
Exons: 3
Coding region: 1-666 (221 amino acids)
Biological process (GO): sphingolipid biosynthetic process; fatty acid elongation, polyunsaturated fatty acid; very long-chain fatty acid biosynthetic process
Cellular component (GO): endoplasmic reticulum membrane
Molecular function (GO): fatty acid elongase activity
Source: RefSeq, a predicted model, not a curated record
AUGAAUUACAUUAAUAAAAUAAUUAAUUUGGAAAGUUAUGAAAAUGAUAAAAUUCCUAAUUCAAAAUUUAUCCAUUCAUAUCGUAUGCCUUUUGAAGAUUUUCUUGAUGAAAAAUAUAUAUCUGAAUUAGUUUCUAAAUAUUGGAUAUUAACAAUACCCCUGGCAAUUUUAUAUUUAUUUGGUAUUUUUAUAUUAAAAUCAUUUAUGAAAGAUAGAAAACCAUAUAAAUUAACAUGGAUACAACCUUUUUGGAAUGGAAUAUUGGCAAUAUUUUCAUUUAUUGGUUUAAUUAGAAUAUCUGAAGAAAUGUUUUUUGUCAUUAAAGAUGAAGCCUACUGGUAUUUCUUUUUUGCCUUCUCAAAAUUUAUUGAAUUAGGUGAUACUAUAAUAUUAGUAUUAAAAAAAAAAAAAUUAACAUUAUUACAUUGUUAUCAUCAUGCCAUUGUCCUCAUCUAUACAUGGCAAUCAGGGGCAGAACAAAUUGGUGCUGGAAGGUGGUUUAUAUGGAUGAAUUUUUUGGCACACUCAUUAAUGUAUACAUACUUCACAACAAUGUCAUUUAAUAUAAAAUUAUUAAAAAAAUAUGCUUGUUACAUAACAUCUAUCCAAAUACUUCAAAUGUUUGUUGGAAUGAUCAUAUCAUUAAAUGCAUUUUAUGCAUGGUGA